AUGUCAUUUAUGGCACUGAACUUUGACCCUUUAGGCAAAGACAACUGGAAUUUUGCGAAAGUCUUCAAUGUUGAUUGUCUUCGUUCAUCGACUCAUUUAUGUCUCCCAGAGCAGAAAGCUGCUUUGCUAGAAUUCAAGAACACCAUUUCUCUUUCUGAUUAUUGUGUUCAAUUUAUUUCCCCCAGGACAAAUUCCUGGAACGAAACCACAGAUUGCUGUUCUUGGGAGGGAGUCAGCUGCAACCAGUUGACUGGUCAUGUAAUUGCCGUUAAUCUUAGUGGCAGCUGCCUUUACGGUUCUCUCCCUGCAAACACCAGCCUCUUCCAGCUUCAAGGACUCCAACGACUCGACCUUUCUGACAACAAUUUCAAUGGCUCUAUCCCAUCAGAAUUAUUUCGUCAGUUAGUGAGUUUAACCCAUCUUAAUCUCUAUCAUUCUGGAUUCUCUGACUUAAUCCCACAUGAAAUUUGUCUCCUAUCCAAUUUGGAUUCACUUGAUCUUUCCAGUUAUUCUUCUCCUGCCAGCUUGAGAUUUGAUGCCGAAGGUUUUGACAUGCUUGCACGAAACUUAACCAAAUUAAGAGACCUUGCCCUUCAAUAUGUAGAUAUGUCUGGUGUUGCAGUCACUUCCUUUCUAAACUUGAGUUCAUCUCUAGAACGUUUGAGUCUCGGAUAUUGUCAAUUACAUGGGCAAUUUCCAAGUGAAGUUUUCCGUCUUCCAUACCUCCAACAUGUAGAUUUAGGUUGGAAUCAAAAUCUCACAGGUUUUCUCCCUAAGACAAACUUGAGUCUUGCCCUUGAGCUGAUGGACCUUUCCUUUUGUCGUUUUAGUGGGUCAAUUCCUGCAUCAUUUGGAAAUCUCACUCAAAUCACCUUCCUAGAUUUUUCUGAAAAUGAUUUUGGAGGACAAAUUCCAGAUGCUUUUGAAAACCUUAACAAAUUAACUACUUUGAAAUUUUCUUCCUGCAAUUUUAGUGGUCAAGUUCCAUUAACAAUGUUCAAGCUCACACAAAUUACCCAUCUAGAUUUGUCACAUAAUCGAGUAGAAGGUGCCCUGCCAAAUCAUGUUGAUCAGCUUCAAUUGCUUGAAGAAUUAUCGUUAUCUAAUAACCUUAUAGGUGGUGGAGUACCAUCUUGGUUGUUUACUUUGCCAUCUUUGCUAAAUUUAGACCUCAGCUAUAACAAACUCACCGGUCAGAUUGAGGAAAUUCAGAUGCCUAAUUGUGUCCAAUCUAUUGAUUUGAGUUCUAAUGACAUUCAUGGUCCAAUACCCAGUUCUUUUUUUGAUCUUGUUAACCUUAGCACACUUCAUCUUUCAUCAAACAACUUGAGUGGUGUCAUCGAGUCAAAUAUGCUCUUCAAACUGGAAAAUCUUUAUACUCUUGAUCUUUCAAACAAUAGUUUACUAUCAUUAAUCACCAGCGGCAAUGAUGUAAACUAUUCCUCUCGUCAGCUUGUUAGAGUGUUAUUCUCUUCAUGUAGCAUAAGACAGUUUCCAAGUUUUUUUCGGACAUCAAGGUUAGAGGUUUUGGAUCUUUCCAAUAACAAGAUUUCUGGCGGAGUUUCCAAAUGGGAUGCAGAAGGGUGGGUAGAAUUGAACAUGUUGAAUCUUUCUUACAACUUUCUUACCAGUUUGGAGCAAUUUCCAGGAAAAUAUCUUCAAAUUCUUGAUCUUCAUUCCAACAUGCUUCAAGGGCCAAUUCUCUCAACUUGCUUGAAUCUUCAAAUGCCAAAUCCACCACUAUUCUUGAGCAUAUUUUUGAUUUCAGAGAAUAAAUUGACCGGAAAUAUCCCUUCCCUGAUUUGCAAUUGGACAUCCCUUGUGGUUCUCGACUUGUCUAAAAAUAGCUUGAGUGGAACUAUUCCAGAAUGUCUUGGAAAUGCCAGCAGUGCUCUCCAGUUCUUGAAUUUGCAGAUGAAUAACUUUUAUGGCAAAAUCCCUGAUUCUUUUAUGAAUAAUAUGUUGAGAAAUCUUUUGCUCAAUGACAAUCAAUUGGAAGGAUCACUGCCUCGAUCUUUGGCUAACUGUAGUUCUUUGGAAGUUCUCAAUUUAGGGAACAACAAAUUAACUGAUACGUUUCCCCAUUGGUUAGCUUCACUUCCAAGGCUGCAAGUUCUUAUCCUGCGAUUGAAUAGAUUGCAUGGUUCUUUGCCCAAUUCCAUAGCUUCUUCUAACUUUUCCACAUUGAGAAUAAUUGAUCUCUCUGGAAAUGAGCUCACUGGCCCCUUGCCAACAAAUUUAUUCCAAAAUUUGAGAGCAAUGAAAGAUGUACCUAAACUGCCCUUGUCAGAGGCAUAUUUAUUCAAGACAGAUGCUCGAACUAGAUAUGUUUAUGAGUACUACCAAAGUUCUGUGAAUGUGACAACAAAAAGAUUGGAGAUUGAGUUGGUGAAAACCUUGGCCAUUUUCGUAGCCAUGGACUUUUCAAACAACCUAUUCGGUGGACAAAUUCCUGAGGAACUUGGAGAACUUAUUUCGCUACAAAUGCUCAACUUCUCUCACAACAGCUUCACUGGUCCUAUCCCACCAUCUUUAGGAAAUAUGGUAGCACUUGAAUCGUUGGAUCUCUCAUCAAACAAGCUUGGUGGCACAAUUCCGUCCCAAUUGACGAAUCUGACAUUCCUUGCAGUGUUAAACCUUUCAGAAAAUAAUCUUGUCGGACCAAUUCCCCAUGGGAAUCAACUUGAUACGUUUGAUAACGAUUCCUACAGCGGUAACUUGGGAUUGUGUGGCUUACCAUUGUCAAAACAAUGCAACAACCGUGAGGGACCAAAACCACCUGCACCAAUGUUUGAGGAACAUGAAGGUUUUUCAAUACCCUUUAUUUGGAAAGUAGCAAUGAUGGGGUAUGGAAGUGGAGUGGUGUUAGGAUUGAGCAUGGGAUACAUUGUUUUCACAACUGGAAGACCAUGGUGGAUUGUUAGAAAGAUCGAGAGAGAUUGGCAGAAGAAAGUUUCAUUUUGGAUCCAUGGACGAAGAAGAAACUAG
This is a messenger RNA of Durio zibethinus, 2988 nucleotides long. Lineage: Eukaryota; Viridiplantae; Streptophyta; Magnoliopsida; Malvales; Malvaceae. The record is from RefSeq and is a predicted model, not a curated record.